Molecule: messenger RNA, 438 nt
Organism: Penicillium chermesinum
Lineage: Eukaryota; Fungi; Ascomycota; Eurotiomycetes; Eurotiales; Aspergillaceae
Exons: 1
Coding region: 1-438 (145 amino acids)
Biological process (GO): regulation of transcription by RNA polymerase II
Cellular component (GO): nucleus
Source: RefSeq, a predicted model, not a curated record
AUGCAGACAGUCUAUUCUCAUGGCCAACCUCGGCUCCGUCCAGUCUGGGGGGAAUCUCCCCAGCCCUCCUCACGACCUCCCUCCGCCUCUCCAACACCCGCUACCACCGAUCUCUCAUACCUGGGCGCCCAAAUGGAAGAUGGCACCUGGCGCUGCACAUUCCCCAGCUGCAACUCCAAGAAUUCCUACGAGCGAGUCUGUGAUCUCCGCAAACACUACAAGCGCCACUCUCGACAUCUCUUCUGCCGACACAACGGCUGCCCGAAAUCAAUAUCCAGCGGGUUUUCAAGCAGAAAAGAUCGUGCGCGACACGAGGCGCGGCAUAACCCUACCAUCACUUGCGAAUGGGAAGGGUGUCCUCGACUCUUCAGUCGCAUGGACAAUAUGCGCGACCAUUACCGGCGGGUUCAUCAGAAACAAAGUCGGGCGCGAAAAUAA